Molecule: messenger RNA, 1281 nt
Organism: Cornus florida
Lineage: Eukaryota; Viridiplantae; Streptophyta; Magnoliopsida; Cornales; Cornaceae
Product: gibberellin 20 oxidase 2-like
Exons: 3
Coding region: 12-1130 (372 amino acids)
Biological process (GO): response to light stimulus; flower development; gibberellin biosynthetic process
Molecular function (GO): gibberellin 20-oxidase activity
Source: RefSeq, a predicted model, not a curated record
CAAGUGCCUCUAUGCUUCUACGCUCACCAUUAAUGGAGCACAAUGAUCAUAGAGACUACCAGAGUUCUUUCUCUGACUUGUCCAUUUUGCUAAAACAAACCAACAUACCAAAAGCAUUCAUGUGGCCCAAAGGGGAUUUAGUUCAUGCUCAAGAAGAGCUUAACGCGCCUCUAGUUGAUCUUGAAGGGUUCUUCAAAGGUGAUGAGGCGGGAACACAACGUGCUGCAGAGCUCAUUAGGGCAGCUUGCUUGAGCCAUGGCUUCUUCCAAGUCACCAAUCACGGUGUUGAUCCCGAACUACUUAGCUUAGCACAUGAACAUAUAAAUGCUUUCUUUAAGCUACCCAUUGGCAAGAAACUAAGGGCUCAGAAGAAGCCUGGUAGCAUGUGGGGCUAUUCUGGUGCACAUGCUGAUCGUUUUUCAUCAAAAUUGCCAUGGAAGGAAACAUUUUCUUUCGGCUUCCAUGAGAAUAGUUCAAACCCUGUUGUAGCAAAUUUCUUUCAAUCUGCCUUGGGAAAUGAAUUUGAACAAACAGGAUUUCUUUUUCAGAAAUAUUGCGAGUCCAUGAAGGAAUUGUCUCUUGCAAUCAUGGAAAUCUUGGGGAUCAGCUUGGGGGUUGAUAGAUUGUACUACAAAAAGUUCUUCCAAGAUGGUAGCUCUAUAAUGAGAUGCAACUAUUAUCCUCCUUGUCAAGAGCCAGGGCUUGCCCUAGGCACCGGACCGCAUUGUGAUCCCACCUCCUUGACCAUACUUCAUCAAGAUCAAGUUGGAGGCCUGGAAGUGUUUGUCAACAAGAAAUGGCAGUCUGUUCGACCUCGACAUAACGCCCUGGUCAUCAACAUUGGUGACACCUUCACAGCAUUAUCAAAUGGAAGAUAUAAGAGUUGUCUGCAUAGGGCAGUGGUCAACAAAUACAAGCAGAGAACGUCUUUGGCUUAUUUUGUGUGCCCUACCCAAGACAAGUUGGUCAAACCUCCGCAAGAUCUUUUGAGCAGAGAAGGGCCAAGAAAGUAUCCGGACUUCACAUGGUCGGAUUUGCUCGCAUUUACACAAAAAAACUACAGAGCAGAUGAUACUACCCUCCAAAACUUUACUGCAUGGUUCCUAGCUUCCAAACAAUCAAACUACUAGCUCCUUUAAUUGAGUCUCUCUCUCUCUGUAUAUACUCCUAGCUGUAUAUCUUAUGCCUAAUGUAACUCUCAAUCUAUUGAAGUUACGACUGCAGUACUGCUAUUAUAUGUCUUUCAUAUGCAUGUAAAAUUGAGGAUGCGGAAGCUAUGAA